Molecule: messenger RNA, 570 nt
Organism: Cariama cristata (Red-legged seriema)
Lineage: Eukaryota; Metazoa; Chordata; Aves; Cariamiformes; Cariamidae
Product: protein IWS1 homolog
Exons: 1
Source: RefSeq, a predicted model, not a curated record
CCAGAGCAGGACCAGGACACCCAUCAGGAUGAUGGGACUGAAGCACCAGAAGGGGAUCCAGAGAGAGGUGAGAUCCUGGACAGUGCAAGCCCACAGCAGGACAGAAAUACCCAUAAGACUGCAGAGAGUGAGACACCAAAACGGGACCCAAAAACCCACGAGGCCCACGAAACUGAGGCACCAGGGCAGGGCUCAAACCACCAUCAGAGUGCAGAGACGGAGUCAGCAGAGCAGGACCUGAAUUGGCCCUCUGAGACACGAGGAAGAGACCCAAACAACAAGACCCAGGUCUGCGAGGCCCCUCAGCAGGACCCCAACCCUGGCAAGACCCAGAAGCAGCUGCCCCCACAGCAGGGUGCAACCCCCCAUUGGGAUCCCAAGCCCCAAGCAACGUGCCAUGACCCAGCUUGCCGUGAGCUCCCUGAACCCAAGGUGCUGGAGCAAGAGUACAGCGGGGCAGAGGCUCCGUCUUGUCGAGCACAACAGCAACAAGAUGCUCACCACCACAGACAGCCCGCUAUAGAGCAACAGCUCCUGCAGCCACUGUAUCAGUGGCCACCACAGCAGUAA